Plectropomus leopardus (leopard coralgrouper) is the source of this 812-nucleotide messenger RNA. The record is from RefSeq and is a predicted model, not a curated record. NCBI's taxonomy places the organism in Eukaryota, Metazoa, Chordata, Actinopteri, Perciformes, Serranidae.
GCAAAAGAUUUACGAAAGGGUUUAUUGUUUCUUUGCUUUCGGGAGCCGAAAUUGUUUGCUAUCUGCUCAGUUCUACAAUCAAAUAACGAGACGGAAAAAUGGCUGGUGGCAAGGCAGGAAAAGACAGUGGCAAAGCCAAGGCGAAAGCAGUGUCUCGCUCCCAGAGGGCUGGGCUGCAGUUCCCAGUGGGUCGUAUCCACAGGCACUUGAAGACUCGCACAACCAGCCACGGCCGCGUAGGUGCCACAGCAGCUGUGUACAGUGCAGCUAUCCUCGAGUACCUCACCGCUGAAGUACUAGAGUUGGCGGGCAAUGCCUCCAAAGACUUGAAGGUGAAGCGUAUCACUCCCCGUCACUUGCAGCUGGCCAUCCGUGGUGACGAGGAGUUGGACUCCCUUAUCAAGGCAACAAUUGCUGGAGGAGGUGUCAUUCCCCACAUCCACAAAUCCCUCAUUGGGAAGAAGGGCCAGCAGAAGACUGCAUAGAUGCCAUGUUGACCAGAAAUUUCGGGGCUUGGGCUUUGAUCGGACCAGGAGUUCACAUUUGUUCUUUUUUAUUAUUAAUAUUAUAGCAAAACGAAGAGUGAUUGUUAGGAUUUGUGUUGUAAUAUUUUCCCAUAACUAGAAAAAAAGUUCAGAAAACCCCCUAACGACAAAAAAAAACUAAAAAAAAUCUUUGUAUGUCAUUGUAGAACGUUUGACUGGGGAGUUCAUUAUUCUUUCAAAUGGUGACAGUGGAUUUGUUUGAUUGGCCUGGGACUCUGUAAUGUUUUAUACUGAAAGAAAUUGUUAAAAAACAUUUUUUAUAUAAAA